AUGUUGCCCUUUCGGGACGGAAGUCGUGUCUGUCGAGUGACACAAUCUCCAGUCGGGUACCUAUUGGAAAUGGCCACUUUGCACUUCAAUACAUUAACGCAACUUUUGACAAAACAUGCGAAAUUGGAAAGCAACGUCAAUCUACAGGAUAGGGAAGCAUGCAACGCAGCACUAAAGCAAGUCCAGAAUGCUAUAGUGGAGAUUAAAACCCUUCAAGCAAUCUUUGAAGGAACCUUAUACGGAUUCACGGACAAAGUGGACAAAAUAUCGGAACCCCUCACCAAGGAAGAAGAGGAUAAAAUGUCCGAAUAUAUUGCUAACGCAGAGGGACUUAUCGCCAGUACUUCUGACCUGCUUCUUAAGUUGGAAAUGACCAGAGCUAGUCUAGCGUCUCAUAACCCUACAUCUCCAACACAUAUUGGAUCUCAUCCUUCACUAAAAAUUUCUGCAGCCAAGAUAGAACUGUCGAGGAUACCAAUACCGGAGUUCAACGGCAAAAGCUGGCAAUGGGACAGCUUCUGGGAGCUACUCAACGCUACGGUGUAUUAUCUACCGCUUUCCAAUUUGCAAAAAUUCAACUCCCUUUUGAGAGCAUUAAAAGGAAAAGCCCGUGAAUCAGUAACUCGUUUUCAAAUCACUUCUGAAAACUAUCUACUAGCAGUACAGCAUUUGAAGGAGAGAUGCGGCAACGUCCAGAAUAUAAUCACUGGACUACAUCGACAGCUAGAGCAUUGCAGUGCUAGGAGCCCACAAAUAAGGGACCAGCGAAAACUGCAUGAUCAACUGUCGGCAAUUACCACACAACUCGAAAGCAAAGGCGAACCUCUCGAUAGUCCAUGGCUGCCAUCAAAAUUUCUUUCUAAAUUUACAGAAAGGAUUCAACGCAGCACGCUUAAAAAACUCUCUCUCUGCCCCAAUUAG
Necator americanus (New World hookworm) is the source of this 921-nucleotide messenger RNA. RefSeq lists its product as uncharacterized. The record is from RefSeq and is a predicted model, not a curated record. The transcript has 2 exons. The coding region runs from base 1 to 921 and encodes 306 amino acids. Lineage: Eukaryota; Metazoa; Nematoda; Chromadorea; Rhabditida; Ancylostomatidae.